AUGUGUAGGAGAGACUUAGCAAGCAAUGUUACGGUUACUACAACUCGAGGAUGCAAGGACCUCAGUCUGAGCCCGCCACGAACUUUCUGUCGUCUAUCUCGGCCUGAUGUGCGGUCAGCUCUGUUCUGCACUGUUCCCGGACACAGCCAGAGAGAAUGGCAACGCCCCCGGAGGGAGAGCUUUGAGCAGCUGCGAAGAUAUACGAGACACAUGGUGGCUCAGCACCCAUGGCGUCAUCCCCAAUACAGCAUUAUCGCCGUCGGCAGAUAUGUCGAGUUCCUUACCAUUGGGACGCAGGGCAACAGUGCGGACGAUAGUGAUGACGAAACUCUGGAUGACAGCAUGUUAGCAAUUAAGCAGCUGGCGUCGUUGCAGGAGGCCGCGGAGACUAUUAAUGCUGAGGAUAUGCCAACAUAUCAGAAGUAUACGUGA
Messenger RNA from Aspergillus pseudoviridinutans, 432 nucleotides. RefSeq lists its product as uncharacterized. The transcript has 2 exons. Bases 1 to 432 code for a protein of 143 amino acids. The record is from RefSeq and is a predicted model, not a curated record. NCBI's taxonomy places the organism in Eukaryota, Fungi, Ascomycota, Eurotiomycetes, Eurotiales, Aspergillaceae.